This is a messenger RNA of Filobasidium floriforme, 809 nucleotides long. RefSeq lists its product as uncharacterized. Bases 73 to 702 code for a protein of 209 amino acids. The record is from RefSeq and is a predicted model, not a curated record. NCBI's taxonomy places the organism in Eukaryota, Fungi, Basidiomycota, Tremellomycetes, Filobasidiales, Filobasidiaceae. The transcript has 2 exons.
GUCGACUUAGAGAUCAUGUGACGUCAAUCAACUCGCAGACACAUCGUCAUUUGACUCCGUGCGCCCUCCAGAAUGUCUCAACAAACAGUCUCGACAUCCAACCCUACAUGCAACGAUCCUACCGAUCAUCAUCUGCGAGACUGGUCAGAGUCUGGAGUUAACGAGUCCAUGUCGCCCUUCACCGACGAUAUCGGGCACCACGACGGGAUGUACCGAUCUCUCAGCACGGCGAAUCCAUUCAGUCCGUCCCAGACCCUUGGUUCAAGACCAUUCCGAGCGGGCGCUUUCGCACCCGUUUUGGAGCCAGCGGCGGAUGCUAGGGAAUCACUACUAGGUAAAUUCCUAGACAGAUUCCAAGAUUCGUUUGAGCCAAGCGAAAAACUCGAGUUCAGACGUAUACAACACGAAUUCGUCUUCGAUUCUCAAGGAGUGAACUUCCGACACACUUCCUAUUGGACCGGCCAAACUGCAGUCACUCCAGCUAUCAACUUGAUGAAUCCUUUCCAGCAAGAUAUCGCCCGUAGUUUGACUUCGUAUGGGGGAGAUAUCAGUAAAGUUGCCAUAUACAGGAGGUGGGAUGAUGGGCCGAAAAUGAGUUUUAGCGAAUGGAAAGUGAGGUCGAACGGGGACAAUACAGCCGAAUGGAUCUGUGAAGUCACGCAGUCAAGGGCAGGAUGUUAUAGAGUCAAAAAGAAGUGUUAACAGCCGGGGAAGGUCUGCAGAAAUCGGUCUAUAGAAAGUUUUUCAUAUGUUAUUUCUCGGUGUACUAGUACGAUGAUCCACAACGAACACUUAUCGUCUAAGCUUCU